This is a messenger RNA of Trichosurus vulpecula (common brushtail), 1564 nucleotides long. Its product is annotated as HLA class II histocompatibility antigen, DR beta 4 chain-like. Gene Ontology annotation, molecular function: MHC class II protein complex binding. The record is from RefSeq and is a predicted model, not a curated record. Gene Ontology annotation, biological process: positive regulation of T cell activation; immunoglobulin production involved in immunoglobulin-mediated immune response; antigen processing and presentation of exogenous peptide antigen via MHC class II. The coding region runs from base 77 to 871 and encodes 264 amino acids. The transcript has 6 exons. Gene Ontology annotation, cellular component: MHC class II protein complex; membrane. NCBI's taxonomy places the organism in Eukaryota, Metazoa, Chordata, Mammalia, Diprotodontia, Phalangeridae.
GGGGGUAGUUCCCAUGAAGUGAGGGCCAUCCUGACUGUUAUAUCUCUGAGUCCCUCAGCCUCAUCUUGUCUCCAGGAUGCUGUGUGUCUUGCUCCCCAAGGGCAUCUGGAUAGAGGUUCUGGCUGUGACCCUGCUGGUGCUGAUUUCCCAGGUGGCUGCAGGCAGACAUUCCCCAGAGUCCUUCAUCCAACAGUUUAAACAUGAGUGUCACUUUGGGAACGGGACGGAGCACAUGCGUCAUGUGGAUAGAUUCAUCUACAACGGGGAGGAGUAUGUGCGCUACGACAGCGACCUCGGGGAGUAUGUGGCGGUGACAGAGCUGGGGCGGCCUGAGGCUGAGUACUGGAACAGCCAGAAGGAUCUCAUGGAGCGCAAACGGGCAGAGAUUGACACCGUGUGCAGGCCCACUUACGAGUCAUCUGAGCGUUUCUUACUGCGCGUUAAGCCCGAGGUGACUGUGUAUCCAUCAAAGAUGGCUCCCCUGGGACAACACAACCUGCUUGUCUGCUCUGUCACUGGUUUCUACCCUGGGGACAUUGAGGUCCAGUGGUUCGUGAACGGGCAGGAGGAGACAGCUGGGGUUGUGUCCACAGGCCUGAUCAGCAAUGGAGAUUGGACCUACCAGAUCCUGGUGAUGCUGGAAAUGACCCCCAAGCAUGGAGAUGUCUACACCUGCCAAGUGGAGCACUCCAGCCUUCAGAGACCUGCCAUCUUACACUGGAAAGUACAGUCUGAAUCUGCCCAGAGUAAGAUGCUGAGUGGAGUCGGGGGCCUCGUGCUGGGGCUGAUCUUCUUUGGGGUUGGCCUCAUUGUCCACAAAAGGAAUCAGAAAGGAAAUCGUGGUUCACAACCAACAGGGCUCCUGAGCUGAUCUCUGAGGCUGUGUCCCCUGGAACUGUUGGAUCCCCUCAGCCUCCCUCUCACAUUUGGAGGCCCCUGCUUGUGUCCAGAUCUCCAGGACAUUAGCUUUGCUAACCCCUUCCUUGGCAUAGCUCCUUCCAUGUACCUUUGACUCUGGACUCUUUGGUAUUUCCCCAACAGAGCUUCCAAGACACCCUCCAUCCUCCUUUGUUUCUUUACUUUUUUAUCCAUUUUUGUCCCUUGAACCUUCACCCCAAGAAUUAGAAGACUGAGAAUCAAGUAGUGCUUGGUGAUAUGGAGACAAAGUGAGGGGAGCAGAGGAGGAAACUUUAGCAUUUGGGUUUUGUAGAAUCUGUCAAAAUGUAAAAUGCCUCCAGACGUGCAGAUUGCAAUCCAUCCACAUCUUUUGAUACUGGUUGACUCAUGUUCAUUUCCUUCCACAAUUCCUAUAGAAGUUGGUUAAUUAACAUGCUGGUAGCCUUCCUAUACAUUUCUUUAUUUUACAUAGAUACCAGUGGCCCUCACAGGCUGUCUGCUCAGAAAUCCUUAGCUUUCUCUAUGUGAUGGGCCCACCUCAUUCUGGUCAUCCAUCAUUCUGCUGAUGUUUCUUUUAUCACUUCUGCUCAGUUCUUCUUUGAUGAUAUGCUGUAGCCUGUGCUUGCCAUAUCAAAAGUGCCUCUCCAUUGCACCUUUAAAAAAUUAA